Messenger RNA from Aphis gossypii (cotton aphid), 6478 nucleotides. Its product is annotated as high affinity cAMP-specific 3',5'-cyclic phosphodiesterase 7A-like. Bases 1163 to 3901 code for a protein of 912 amino acids. Gene Ontology annotation, molecular function: 3',5'-cyclic-AMP phosphodiesterase activity. The record is from RefSeq and is a predicted model, not a curated record. Lineage: Eukaryota; Metazoa; Arthropoda; Insecta; Hemiptera; Aphididae. The transcript is spliced from 14 exons.
GCGCGCGCGGCGGUGUGUGCCAGGCAGCUGCGUGUGUGCGUGUGUGCGCGAGAGUUCUGUGCGCGUCCGCUACGGUGCUCGCCGGCUGCUGCCGCUCUGCCGCUCGCUCGCCGCUGCCGCCCGCUAUAUAGUCGCCGCCGCCGCCGCCGCCCGACCGUCUGUGCGCGUGUGCGUGCGCGAGCGUGGCCGUCGCGCCGGCAAAAGAGCGAGAAAGAGACGCGAGACGCGAGAGAAGGAGCGACACACGGAGCGUGGGUGAGCGAGAUAGAGCGAGAGAGCGCUCGCGCGCCGCCGCCGCCGCCGCCGCCGCCGUCGUCUCAGUGUGUGUGUGUGUGCGUGCGUCGCCGGAGUGACUAUUCGCCGGCCGGCCGCCCUCAGUUACGCGCGCGUAUAGAUAAUAAUAAUAAUAAUAGUAAUAAUAACAAUAAUUUUAAUAUAUUAUAAUAUUUAUUUUUUUUUUUUCCAUAAAACCUCAAAUCUCAAAUUUUAUUAUUUUAUACAAUCGUCUCGCGAUCUGCCGUAAUUAAUUUUUUUUCCGCUCCACCUCCUUUUCUUCGACCGUACACGCCGCGGACGACCGCCUCCGUCACUGCCAUCGUCCGUACGGGAUGCGAUGAUAUAGAGUUUACGUCGACAAUUUCUGCCGUCGUCCCGUGUCGCCGCCCGAGAUCGGUCAACCGCCGCCCGACCAGAGCAAUAAUCGUAUACGACCAGGCAUCGUCGUCACUGCCGCCAUUACCGCCGCACAGCAGUCGACGUCUUCGUCUUCCGCCGUCAUCACGUGCGUCUCGGUCCGUUCCACGUGCGACGACAACGGUCUACUGCGGCUGCGACGCGUUACCGCUCUAUAAUAAGACAGCCGAGCUGCAGCGGUGUCGUUGGUAACGGCGGCGACGGCGGCGGCGACGGCGACAGCGACGGUGGUGGCAAACGUCGACUGACUUUUACUCUUGUCGUCCCUACCGGACGGCGACCGUCGUCUGCUGCUGGACCUGCCGGCUGGUGGUGUCGUCGUCGUCUUCGUCGUCGUCGUCAUUGUUGUUGUUUUUGUUGUUGUGCACUUUCGCCUCCACCUCCACCUCCACCUCCACCACCGCCGCCGCCGUCGCGUACCUUUCGCCGUCACUUGAUCGGAUCACUCCGUCGUCACACCGCCGAAGUGAUGCAACAGCAAUGCGGUUUUUGCGCCGCGGUGUCCGACCUUUUCCGGAGGAUCAUGUGCUUUAACGGCAGUAGGAGGGGCAGCGACCAGUCGUACUAUCACGAACUGGACAACGAUGACCCUCAGAUCGCACUAGUGACUGCUGAUCCCACGAACGUAUCGGCUCAUUCUCCAGAUGUGAUUUACAUUCGACUCAGAGACGACUCGCCCACAGAUGACCGGUGCAGAAGACGAUCGAGAUUGCUGUCCGAGGGUGAGGUGGUGCUACUCGAGUCGGUAGCCCAUCACGGUAAACGGUUACCCAACGGCCGGUUUCUUACCAUGCACAAACGUAGGCGGAAAAAGCUCACCACCCGAUCCUUGUCUAACGAGAAUGCGCCGGCGCUAUUAGACGACAUUCACCACGGCCAAGUCCAGUGUGUGCUCAAGCACGUCUGGAAAUGGCCGUUCAACGCUUUUGCAUUAGACACAGCUACAGGGGGAAGAUCGCUUCCAGUACUUUGUGUUCAUCUUUUCCAUUGGUACGGCCUAAUGGAACACUUCAAGUUAGACGUGGUCCAAGUUUGGAAACUUUUUAGUCUUAUAGAAGAAGGGUACCACAGCACAAACCCGUAUCACAAUGCAAUCCAUGCUACCGACGUGACCCAGGCAAUGCACUGUUUCCUGCAAGAAGACAAGAUCAAGAACUUCUUGACGCCACUCGAAAUCAUGGCGUCUCUUAUUGCGGCUGUUGCUCACGAUCUCGAUCAUCCCGGUGUCAAUCAACCGUUUCUUAUCGCCACCAGCAAUCACUUGGCUACUCUUUACGAGAACACCUCGGUGCUAGAGAAUCAUCACUGGAGGUCGGCGAUUGGCUGUUUGCUCGAAAGUCACGUAGCUGAGAAACUAAGUCCCAUAAGACAAGACCUCGAAUCGCAAAUAAGUUCACUGAUCUUGGCCACGGAUAUUACGAGGCAACCAGAAUUUUUGAAGAAAUUCAACAAUUAUCUGGAAAAUGACGAGUUGGACAUGAAGGAUCCGGAGUUGCGGCACUUCAUUCUACAAAUAGCACUUAAAUGUGCUGACAUAUCGAACCCGUGCAGGCCAUGGGACGUGAGUCGCAAAUGGAGUCUGAAGGUGUGCGACGAAUUCUUCAGGCAAGGGGAUUACGAAAGGCAGUUAGGAUUGCCAGUCACUGAUAUCUGUGAUAGAUACAAUAAUACGGUGCCGAAAAUUCAAACCGUAUUCUUCAAAUUCAUGGUGUUGCCGCUGUUCAACUUGUGGCACAGGUUUUUGGACACCAAGCUGUCGCAUUCGAUGAUGGAAAACCUGCGGAAGAACCAACAGCAGUGGGAAGAGCUGCGGGAACGCGAGAGCUGCGACGAGCAGCAACUGCUCGCGGACGCGGACGACACGAUUCUGGAACCGGAAAACGAGCUGGACGAAGACGCGCUCCAGCAACAGCAGCAGAACCGCCGGGGCUCGCUUCCGGCCGUCAUGCUGGAGACGGUGGACAAGAUGGGCCGCCGGCACUCGGUGCCCCUGAACCUGGCCCGGGUGACCAGCGUCGGCGGCCACGCGCUGCCGUGCACCAUACUGCGCCGGGACAGCCUGCAGGGCGCCGUGCCGUCCACGCUACUGGUGCAAGCGGAGAACCGUCGGCGGUUCACGCUGGGACAGAUCCCGUAUCUGGAGGAGGAGGAGGAGGGCCUGUGCAUGUCGGUGGGCUCGUCCCGGAGCAGCGGGCUGCAGCGGUCGUCGGACGGCGGCGGUUGCGGCGGCGGCAGCAGCAACAUGAGCAACGUGGACGACCGGCCGGUGAGCGCCGAGAACCUGAUACCCGAACCGAGCAUAGCGACCAUCACGAACACGGCCGACGCCAGCCGACUGUGCAACGUCAUACACGGCGUCACGUCGCCGGUGCUCGGCUACCAGGCGGCGGUGGCCGGUUCCAGGGGCCUGACCCGCCAGCAGACGUUCCCGCCCAUCCAGCCGUACGUCCGCGCCCGGUACCUGUCCACCGGCGGCGACACCGCCGCGCCCUGUUCGUCGUCCAGCGGCGGCACGUCGGCCGUGUCCACGGCGUCCAGCCGGACCGGUUCGACGAGCAGCGAGGGCUGUCAGGGUAGCCCCGGUCCCGUCGGGGGCGGCAACGGCACGAAGCGCGACUCGAUCCUGGACACGGAACGGACGUUCAAGUUGGCCAGGUUUUCGUCCGACAAGGACGAGAAGGAAAACGUCGAUCCGGCGGCGCGGACCAACGCGGAAAUCAGGCGCAACAGCAAUCACGUGAACCAGAUUUUGACGAGACGUCGAGGUUCGGCACCAGUAGGCGCUGGAAAUGGUGAUAGUAUCAUGGGACACGUGACAACCGGCAAGGGACAAGAAAUAACUAUUCCCAGGCGUGGGUCUGUGCCAUCAGAUUUUUCCAAACAGAGUGCCCUUUUUAAGGUGGUGGCCACAGGGCCACUGAGCACAAAUAGCCGGAAGCAAGGCGCGAGACGUUCGUCGCUACCCUAUGAUUCCAAUAUUGGAUUAUCGAGCUCGCCUCUUGUUUCUUCUUCCCGGCCAGAGAGAAGAGGUUCGGACGGAAGUCGACCGGGUAGCCGAAGACGUCGCAGAAAGUCAAUGAAGCGACGGAGCUCAGGCGGACCGGACGUACUGCUAUCCACCGGACAAUCCAUGGAUUCGUUCUUGGCGCACCGCCGCGGUUCUUUGCCCGUCGAAAUACUUGCCACGUCCUUCUCGGGGCCACAUUGAGAAAAUUGAUCAUCGAAUUUUCGCACCGUAGACUGACACAAUUAUAUUUGAACGAUAAAUAUGCAAGUCGGCUGUUGCGAUGAUAUUUGCACGAAAUUCUCGAUACUUUGUAUUAUUACCCUUAUAAUACGCUAAUUAUUGACAAACGGAGCGUAAAUAUUUUAUGGUCUUCCUAGCGCAGUAUUCUUAAAACAAACGUAAAAAAAAAAAAAAAACACAACAAAAAAAACAAAAAUGGAAUCUUUUAAUUUAUUUUAUUUUCAUCAUUGACCAAAUCUCGACGCUUAUGGUUCGUUUUUGAUUUUCGGUAACUAUAAGCUUAACACUUCUAAACAAUAAAUAUUAAAUGUAAAUAUAUAAAACAUAUUCAUCUAUUGAUACGAAUCAUAUUAUGUAUGAUCACUUUACAGUUUAUUUUAAACAGUUUUCCACUUAUUUCUAACUGUGUAUAUGUGGUACAUAUCAUGCAUUUGUGUUGACCAUCUUUGCCUUUUUUACAACUAUUAUAUUAUUAUUAGUCUAAGCUUAAUAGGGCACACCGCAUUCCGCCUUCGCGUGCGAACCCGUGUCGCUCAGUACACACCCUACGAUGACAUUCUGCAGGGUUUAUUGCAUAUUUUAAUCGUUAUCCAUCCACAUGAAAUAUAUGUCGUGUUCGAUGUUCCGCUCUAUAAUAAUCGUCAGGUUCGAUUUACUUGGGAAAGAAACAAUUUUACAAAACAUAAAAUAUACUUCCGCAAUAUGAUAUACAUAAUAUGAAAUAUGUUUUCGAGUCAUUUGAAUUCGAUCGACUGCGUUAAACUACGUGUGGUUCACAGUCGUAGGCAUAGGAUCAUCUGUGUAGAUUAUAAUACAUAAUUAUUGAAUGACAUCAAGUGCAUUAUGCUGUUCAAAUGUAGUUUAUAUUUUCUUCUCUCUUCUUCUUUUUCUUCUUAUUUUUAUUAUAAUUAUAAUUAUUAUUAUUAUUUUUUUUUUUUUUUAAUAAGUAUAACGAAAAAUCACUGCCAUUGUACUGAUAUUCUUCAUUAUAAUAUUACAAUUUUUGCGAAUUGCGUUAUGCUUUAGUUUGAUUGUUAAAUUUGAGUUACUAAUUUAAAUAAUCAUUUUAUUAAGUUUUUCUUUGGUUAAAAUAAUCUUUUAUUUUUAUUGAAGUUUAUUUUUCUCUGUUUUAAGUGCCAAAUAUGAAAUAGUAUUGAAACAAUAACUUCCGUAUUUUUAAAACCCCUUUGUAGGUACAAUAACUUUAAAUUGAACAAAACUAUGCUAAAUCUUGUGUCUUAAUCGAAAAAUAUGGUUUUUCUCUAGUCAAAAUCAAUAAGUUUUUUAUUAGUAUUUUAUUAACUUUACUAUCGAAGAAUCUCUUUGGUCGUAUCUACUUAACAAUAAAAACAAACCGUUGCAUAAAAUUCUUCCAAUCGUAAAUAUAUAUAUAUUCAUAUAAUAAUCAAGUCUAAAAAAUAAACGUAAUAAUGAUCUGCUCCAUUUAACGGAAAAAUUAUGUAAAAUAAUAUUAAUUUCGGACGUGUUUAUUUAUUAAUAAUAUUAAUUAAAAUUAAUUUAAACAACUGAACUAUUAUUAAUUUAAUUUAUAAAAUUAUUAUAUGGAAACGUAUGUACCUCUUAUAAUCUUGAUGUACAUUGUUUAUUCUAAACAGAAAUAAGUAUACACUUAAAGUUAUAAUAUGUUCUUCAUUUAUAAAAACCUUAUUCAACAGAUAACGUUGAUAGUUAUAUCUGUAGGAUGAUUUUAUUUUAUUAUGAUAAUUACCUUUUUUUUUUGUUUUUUCGUAAGUAUUUUCAAUACAAUAAAAAAUAUCAUUAUCAUUAUUAUUAUUUUGCUAAUUAAAAGCUUAAUUUAGAUGCUAAACAGUUGGCUAAAUUCGACAUGCGCUUUUUUUUUUUUUUUGCUAACUACUGGGGAUUUUAAACACGGAAAAUCAGUAAAACUUCUAAUAAGCGUAUAACAUAAUCUCAAUAUUUUGUAUGAUAAUAAUAAUGAUAAUAAUUAUGUCUUAAAAACGCACAUCACAAAUUUUGUUUUUAAAACUAAUAUUUUUUGUUAUUGUUAUAUUACAGCUAUUUUUAUUAUUUUCAUUGUUUAUGUUGUCGGUUAAUAUAUAGGUGAAUGUAUUUUGUGUUGAUUUGUUUUUCGUUUGUGAAUUUCUAGUUUUUUUUUUCUUUUAAUUACCUAUAAUUUGAUUAUAUAAGUAUUCCCGUCCUAAUAAAGCUAUGCUUACGUUAUUAUACUGUCAUAAUAUUAUUAUACUUAAUCUCGUAAUAGUAUACUCUGUAAAAUAAUGAUUGUCAAACAAAUACAUUUUUUUUUUAACCAACAUCAGUAUCUAUACAUUAUUAUUGUUAUUAUUAUUAUUAUAUACCGAGGUGAUUACACUGCGGUUAUUAAGAAAUACAUAUUAUUAUAAUCUUCCCAAUACUGUUUCCAAGAAAAUGUGUGACAAUUAAAAAAAUAGCGUAUCUAUUAUAAUGAAAUAGAAUUUUCAUUAUAUUGAAUAAUAUUGUAUUGUAUGUUCUAAAACGUAAUGAUUUCUAUAAUAAAACUAUAUCGUUAAUGCCAAU